AUGGACAGCAACUCGGUGUCGCCGAUGCCGGAGCUAGCGCCCAUUGCCGAGUUCGACAAGUCGCCGCCUUCGCCCCCCAACGAAGAGGUCCCGAUGGACGACCUGCCUCCGCCCCCCGCCACCAUCUCACACCCCGAGGCCAACCACAAUCACGUCAAGAAUUGCCACUAUGUGCCAAAAGAUGGCGCUGGUGUAAAUGAAAUUAGUAUCUUAUGA
This is a messenger RNA of Leptosia nina, 216 nucleotides long. NCBI's taxonomy places the organism in Eukaryota, Metazoa, Arthropoda, Insecta, Lepidoptera, Pieridae. The record is from the annotation of a GenBank genome assembly.